Tyto alba (common barn owl) is the source of this 2021-nucleotide messenger RNA. Its product is annotated as cytochrome P450 2J2. Gene Ontology annotation, molecular function: oxidoreductase activity, acting on paired donors, with incorporation or reduction of molecular oxygen, reduced flavin or flavoprotein as one donor, and incorporation of one atom of oxygen; heme binding; iron ion binding. The transcript is spliced from 9 exons. Gene Ontology annotation, biological process: xenobiotic metabolic process; arachidonate metabolic process. NCBI's taxonomy places the organism in Eukaryota, Metazoa, Chordata, Aves, Strigiformes, Tytonidae. Bases 159 to 1631 code for a protein of 490 amino acids. Gene Ontology annotation, cellular component: intracellular membrane-bounded organelle; cytoplasm. The record is from RefSeq and is a predicted model, not a curated record.
AAAGGGCAGGCAGGGAUAAAGAGGGAGGGACAGAGGGAGGGAAAGGAACCAGGACUUUACAGAACUCAGCCUGCAGAGAGAACUGGUGGAACAAGAAGGAAGAUCACCUUUUCCAAGCUCCACUACCUUCUUUUUGACAGAGACAAAUCAGCUCUGAAAUGAUGACAAUAAGUGAAGCUUUUGUGGUCCUGAUAAUUCUUUUGUUAAUUGUUGAGUUUUUCAAACUGCGAAAGGCAUGCAAGCAAUUACCUCCUGGACCAACUCCUCUCCCGUUGCUUGGAAACUUGGUGCACCUGAACUUUCAGUUUCAUCGGGAUCUUCUGAUGAAGCUGGCAAAAACUCAUGGUAACAUAUAUACUUUGUGGUUUGGGUCACACCCAGUGAUCAUACUGAAUGGAUAUCAAGCAGUGAAGGAUGGCAUGACUACACACCCUGAAGAUGUUUCUGGGCGCAUGGUGUCACCUUUCUUCAGAGCACUAGCCAAAGGAAAAGGUAUUAUACUGGCAAGUGGUCACCACUGGAAGCAGCAGAGACGCUUUGGUGUAACGACUCUACGCAGUCUGGGAAUGGGGAAAAAAGUCCUGGAGUACCGAGUGCAAGAGGAGGCCUCUCACCUGGUGGAGUUCUUUGUGAACCUAAAAGGAAGACCUGUGGAUCCUUCUUUCCCUCUUUUCCAUUCUAUUUCAAAUGUAAUUUGUGCUCUGGUUUUUGGAUAUCACUUCUCUGAUGAGGACAAAACCUUCCUUGAACUGAUCAGUGCCACAGAGUAUUUAUUCAGAUUUCUAGGAAGCUUUGUUUAUCAGCUGUAUGAAAUCUUCCCCUGGCUGAUGUGCCGUCUCCCCGGUCCUCAUAAGAAAGCACUAUCUUGCUAUGAGGUCCUGAGCUCUUUUGCAAGGAAGGAGAUCAGAAGACAUGUGGAGAGAGGGAUGCCAAACGAACCACAGGAUUUCAUUGACUUUUACCUGGCUGAGAUGGAGAAAUCUAAAGAUGGGGUCAAGCCCAAGUAUGAUGAGGACAAUUUGGUAUAUACUAUAAAUGAUCUUUUCCUCGGUGGAUCAGAGACCUCAAGCACAACAUUGUACUGGGGACUGCUCUUUAUGGUAGUGAAUCCGGACAUCCAAGAGAAAGUGCAGAAGGAGCUGGAUGCUGUUUUGGGUCCUUCCCAGUUAAUUUGCUACAAGGAUCGGAGAGAACUGCCGUAUACAAAUGCUGUGGUUCAUGAGAUCCAGCGCUUCAGCAACAUUGUCUUUGUCGGCAUGCCCAGAGUGUGUGUGAGGAACACAACAUUGUUAGGAUUCCCCCUCAAAAAGGGCACCAUCAUUGUACCAAAUAUAGCAUCUGUUCUGUAUGACCCUGAGCAAUGGGAGACACCUCGACAGUUCAACCCUGGCCAUUUUCUGGAUGAAGAAGGAAACUUUGUAUCUCGGGAAGCCUUCUUACCAUUCUCAGCAGGGCACCGUGUGUGUUUGGGGGAGCAUCUAGCGAGGACCGAGCUCUUUAUUUUCUUUGCCAGCCUGCUGCGGGCAUUCACCUUCCGGCUCCCCGAGGGGGUGACGAAGAUCAACACAGAACCCAUUUUGGGGGGUACACUGCAGCCCCACCCGUACAGGAUUUGUGCCAUUCCACGCUAGGCUGAAGCACGUCACAGACCAGCAUGAGACAGCCACCUUCAGCUCAGUGAAUUUCCUCUCAAAUGUACAAAUCUUCUACUAGCCACAAUAUUGAUAUCAGUCUAUGCCAGGGCUAUUCAGAAAUCAGAUACAAGCCAAAAUCCAGACUGCCGGUAUUUUUGGUCUGGUCCUUAUGAAAGUCCCAGAUAUUCUUGCAAGGAUCUUAACCAUUUUCUCCUCUUGGAGAGCACUUGAAGUAAGAUGCUAUGGUUCCCGGCUGAAGCCACGUGCUGUGUCUCCUUGGCCUCACCAAGCAGAAUUGUCAUGAUGCUCACUCCUGAGCAAACCUCAGUAAAAUUCAUAGAAUUAUAGAAUGGUUUGGGUUGGAAGGGACCUUAAAGACCAUCUAGU